This is a messenger RNA of Lobosporangium transversale, 2500 nucleotides long. Its product is annotated as acyl transferase/acyl hydrolase/lysophospholipase. Gene Ontology annotation, molecular function: triacylglycerol lipase activity. NCBI's taxonomy places the organism in Eukaryota, Fungi, Mortierellomycota, Mortierellomycetes, Mortierellales, Mortierellaceae. The transcript has 7 exons. The record is from RefSeq and is a predicted model, not a curated record. The coding region runs from base 122 to 2440 and encodes 772 amino acids. Gene Ontology annotation, biological process: lipid metabolic process.
UUUUUUUUUACAAACCAUUCUCUUCGCUUUUCAUUCUUGUAUAAACAUACACAAACAUCAACGCAAACAGGGACAUAAAACCCUCAAAUAAAUACACUCUUUUCCUUUUUAUAUCUUCCCUAUGGCGACUUCUACAGUUGCCGGAUCCAACGGCAAAUCUCGAAUGACCUCCCACCGACGAGGGAAGGCUAAAUCAUCACCAACAAGCAACGGCAACGGCAACGGCAACGGCUUGAUUCAACACGAUGAAACUCAGGAAACAUCUCAUUCAGAUUUCAGUAAUGGCUCGUCCAGGGCUUCAAGUCCGAUUCCCACUCAACAUGCUCACAUUUCUGAAUUUGAACAAACCUAUGUUAAUGAAGAUCACAUGCAACAAUUUCGGCAAGCACUCGAGGACAGUGUUCGUAGUGAAACCUCGGCGGAACUGAUCUCUGCGGUGACCGAUUUUAUGCCAGUUCAACAAGCAUCAUCAAAACGUGCACGGAGUCGCAAGACUCCCAGGAUAUACAAAGGCUAUAGUUACACCCUCUUAAGAAUACCUCUCAUGGUCUUGAUUUUCAGUAUCGUUGCUGUAGAGUUAUGGAUAUAUAUCUGUGUCCGACAGAUCGUCAAUCUCUGGGAAUAUUUUGUUACAUGGCGUGGGCGUCGUAAUCAACUUCGGAAGGAACUUCGUAAUGCAACAACAUAUAGCGACUGGAAGGCCGCAGCUCAAAGAUUGGAUACCUACAUGAAGAAGGAUGACUGGAAAAACGAUCCCAACUUUGGUUAUUACGACUACCAUCUUCUAUCAAGGGUUAACAGGAAUCUUCGACUUGCCCGAGAAGCAAACAGGGUCGAUGAACUCAAAGACCAUUUGCAAGGUGUAGUCAAGUCCAACUUUGGUGGCGUUGAAAACGCACGACUUUACUCACAGACAUACCAUGGCACCAAGAAGCCUAUUGAAGAAUAUGUUCGUGAAGUAACGACAUCACUGCAGGCCGUGGUAGAAUCAAAGCAACUUACAGACGAAGAAAAACGGGUAUUCUUCAAGAGUAUUCACAAGAACUACGGUCGAACCGCACUCUGUCUUUCAGGUGGAGCAGGAUUUGGUUAUUACCAUUUAGGUGUAGUGCGCGCUCUUCUUCAGGCAGGAGUUUUGCCAACCGUCAUCACUGGAACAAGUGCUGGAGCUUUGAUGGCUGCUCUGGUGUGUUGUCACACAGAUGAGGAACUUAACGAGGUUCUUGUUCCAGAACUCGCGCACAAAUUUACUGCUUGCGCAGACAGCAUCUUUACUUGGCUUCCUCGCCUUAUCCGGAAAGGCGCACGAUUCGAUGCAGAGGACUGGGCACGCAAGGCGCAAUGGGUGACUAAAGGCGGAUUGACUUUCCUGGAGGCAUAUGAACGUACAGGACGCAUUCUUAACGUUUCAGUAGUCCCAUAUGAUCCCCAUUCGCCACCGAAACUUCUUAACUAUUUGACGGCCCCAGAUUGUGUUGUUUGGUCAGCGGUAAUUGCGAGCGCUGCUAUUCCAGGAAUCUUAAAUCCGGUGGUAUUGAUGCGCAAGCGUCCUGAUGGGAAGUUGGUGCCAUUCAGUUAUGGAGGGCGUGGCUUCAAGGACGGAUCCUUGCGGGCAGAUAUCCCUCUUCAGGCUCUUCACACCCAUUUCAACGUCAACUAUACCAUUGUCUCUCAGGUGAACCCGCAUAUACAUCUAUUCUUCUAUGGUUCUAGAGGCAGCAUUGGCCGUCCGGUGAGCCACUUGUAUGGUGAAGGCUGGCGCGGAGGGUUCUUGGCAGCAUCUAUUGAGCAGUUCCUGAAGCUUGAUUUGUCAAAAUGGCUCAAGGUGCUUCGUGAUUUGGAGUUGUUGCCUAAGGUGAUGAACCAAGACUGGUCGUGGAUCUGGCUACAGAAAUUCGAUGGACAUGUUACCAUCCUUCCAAAAUCAGGGAUUUCUGAUUGGUUUAAUAUAAUAUCAGAUCCAGAUGAAGGCCGUCUGCAACACUGCCUGACAGUAGGCGAGCGACAAACCUUCCCCAAGCUUCACAUGAUUGCUAAUCGUAUGAGGAUUGAGCAAAUGAUUGCAGAAUGCCGCUCGGAAAUUAAGAAGAAAUUGGACCGAAAGGUCCAUGGUCGAAACCUUCGAGAUGCAGGCAACUCGAGAGUAUUGUCAGAGGACAGCGAGAAUACAAUUUGCUCCAGGAUGAAUUCGUUUAGAGAUGCAUACAGUCAAGCGGGGGAUGCCUAUCCAGAGGGCAAAACAAGGAAAAGACGUGUUGCUUCUUGGCCAGGGUUGCGGUACGCUCUUGGCCAGGAAUCUUUAGGAGACUAUGACGCUCUGAAAGCAAAGUUCGCCCAUCGGGAUGAAGACGAAAACGUUAACGAUAUAGAAUCAUAUGUAGAAGAGAAGGAUUAUGAAGAUGAAGAUGAAGGCAUGGGUAUGGAGGAACGCUACGACUAGAGGAUAUCUCGCCAGUAAAUGAUCCUCAUAGAAAUAAAAUUACAAUGCCUUAGCUACCGU